This is a messenger RNA of Ceratina calcarata, 625 nucleotides long. RefSeq lists its product as uncharacterized. Lineage: Eukaryota; Metazoa; Arthropoda; Insecta; Hymenoptera; Apidae. The coding region runs from base 84 to 587 and encodes 167 amino acids. Gene Ontology annotation, cellular component: mitochondrion; nucleoplasm; mitochondrial ribosome. Gene Ontology annotation, biological process: mitochondrial translation. The transcript has 4 exons. The record is from RefSeq and is a predicted model, not a curated record. Gene Ontology annotation, molecular function: RNA binding.
CCAAAAGCCAGCGAUCGGUUCAACCGUUCGACUUCGACUGAUCGUGACGAUUGACGCGAACGCUAUUUUACAGUCUCAGCAAGAUGGAACACCGACUAGCUAGUCCUGUGAGAUAUACAUAUUAUAACAUAAGUGGAGUGCAGAACUGUGGAAAGGCGGGUAGAAGGACGGAAAGACACAUUGUCUUGAUGGUCAAGGACGCGAUAAUGCGAAAACCGAAAAUGAGGCUACAUGCGAUACUAACAGCUAAAGGUCCUAAAAGAAGAGCUCAAAAUCCAAAUACAAUUCCAAUUAGACAAAUGCUACCCUUACGUUUAAAAGACAAAGUUGUUGAAUCAGGACGGAAUUCGAUGGAGGGCAAAUGUUUGUUUGAAAUGUCAUUACUGUUUAAGUGUUGGGAGGAUAAUGAUUUUAAUGAUACAAUGUGUGGUCAGUAUAUGAAGAAUCUCCAACAGUGUUAUCAGAACUACAUGACAACAACAGCUGUCCGUAAAGAACAGCAGAAAAUCGACAUUCCUACUCCUAACGCGAAGAAUUUGAGUACAAGACAAAUUAGUUAUCUUUUACGCAAGUACCCAACUGUUUAAUCAUAGUAAAUUAAAUAAAAUACUGUAGACAUAAAAUA